This is a messenger RNA of Boleophthalmus pectinirostris (great blue-spotted mudskipper), 2571 nucleotides long. RefSeq names its product myeloid-associated differentiation marker homolog. Gene Ontology annotation, cellular component: membrane. The transcript has 3 exons. NCBI's taxonomy places the organism in Eukaryota, Metazoa, Chordata, Actinopteri, Gobiiformes, Gobiidae. Bases 308 to 1159 code for a protein of 283 amino acids. The record is from RefSeq and is a predicted model, not a curated record.
AGGAUGAGAGAUGCGUCGCCAAUUUAACUCACGUUUCAGGAACUUGUAGACGCACGCCUCUUGCGACAGAAGAGAAACUCGAAUCGAAAAACAUAACGCCGAGUUUAGUUCCUGUGUGUGCAUGCCAUUAGCUGUGCAUGUUUCCGGUUUCAAUGCGUCUUCCUCUCCACAGCAGAGAGGGCCUCAAAUCAAAUCAGAGAAUGUGACAAAACUCUGGCCACAUUCGAAACACAUCCUUUGACUGACACCAUUUGACUUUAUUUUCGGACUUCCUCUCUCUAUACCUGGUGGACCAAAGUAUCCCAUCAUGCCUCUGGUGAACCUCCCCACCUCUCAGCUGCUGUGGUUCCGAGUGGCAGCGUUGCUCUUCACCUGCAUUGCCUUCAGCGUGGCCGGCAGUGGGGCAGAGCUGUACCAUGAGAGUAUGGCUGACUGGUGCAUCUUCUGUUGGGCCUUCAGCUUCGCCUGCACCCUCCUCGUCCUCCUCGUGGAACUUUUCGGUCUCCAGGCCCGUGUCCCUGUCUCCUGGACCAACUUCCCCAUCACAGUUGCCUGCUAUGCUGCGCUCCUCUGCCUCUGUGCGUCCAUUGUUUUCCCUUUAUACUUUUUAGGCAGAAAUACCUACGGCAAAAAGAGAGACCAUCGUAUUGUUUCGACCGUCUUCUCUUGCCUGGCUGCGGUAGCGUACAUGGGCGAGGUUAGCGUAUCCAAAGCCAGACCAGGAGAGGUGACCGGCUACAUGGCCACCGCUCCAGGACUGCUCAAAGUUUGCCAAACUUUUGUCGCUUGUGUAAUUUUCGUUCUCGUCAGUCACCCUGUAUCGUAUAAUCACCAUGCCGGGCUGGAAUGGUGCAUGGCUGUAUACUGCAUCUGCUUCAUCCUCUCCAUGGGGAUAGUUGUGCUAUGCAUUGGCGAGUGCACCGGGUGGCUUCCAAUACCGUUUUCGAAGUUUCUGUCCAUCUACGGGAUGCUAGCUGUUGUCAUGUAUUUGUCAGCAACCAUAAUUUGGCCAGUGUUUCAGUUUGGUAAGGAGAACCAGAGGCAGUACUUUUUGGACAGGUCCAAGCUGAUCACUGUGUCUGUGCUCACUGGUCUCAACUUCCUGCUUUAUCUCGCUGACCUCGCCUACUCCGCCAGGCUGGUUUUUGUUAGAACCUGAAACCUGAAAUAGUGCAAUCAAUUCAACCUGCACAAAAAUCAUUAAAAGUGCCUUGUUACGAUAAUGAUAUGAUGUGGUCUCUUAAAUGCAAUUAUCAAAUAGCAAACACUGUAUAAUUAUUUAAAGGUCCUAUAUGACACAAAUUGACCUCAACAAAACAUACCUGGAGUUGUGUUUUGUUUCAUUUAAACGUAUGUGUAAUCUUGUAUUAUUAGUCUGUCUACAUCUCAAAAGCUCAGAAUGUUCUGUUCCACCUUGUGAUGUCAUGAAACGGUAGUUUAUAAGUUAACGGCUCAUUUUACCUUCUGUAGAGAUUGGAAAUUCCAAAACACAGUGAAGCUCUUCCUGUAUUACCACAUGACAUCAGAACAUGAAAAAGGGUGCUUUAUGCUUUAUGCUCAGCCUAAAUAUGCAGCGUUUGUGUGUUAAACAUGUGAAUGAAACAAAACACAACUCCAGGUAUGAUUGUGAUAAGAAAACAACAUAAUAUGAGCCUGGUGUUUUUUCCAGUGUAUUUGUCCCAAUACUGGUAUACUGUAUAAGCAGCUCUUAAGGUCAAAAUAAUAAGAGAAGUUGAUAAUCAGGAAGUGUGUGUUAGCAUGUUAGUUGUUGUUUGCUUUACUGUGAUGCCAAAACUACACUCAAGUCUCUUAGGGUUGUGAAAAGCACUUAUAAACUCAUUGUGGUGAAUAAUUAGCUCAGAAUGCAUAGGGUAAAUGAGGAAUAACUUUGGACCACUGCAAAACGUUUGCAUGUGUGCGCUACUGGGCAUGUGCAAAAUGUUUAGUUUAGUGCUUCCCUCAUUCUGCAGAAAGUCACAGUGUUUUUCAGUCCCCUGUGAUGUUGUUUAAGCAGCUAUAUUUGUUUUGAUAAAAGAUUCUGAUCUGAUAUGAUUGGCCAACCCACCUGUCAAUCACUCCCAUUUGAAAACUGGGAGGUUUACUGGUGACCAGACUCACAUCUUUGUAAACUAUUGGAGAAGUGUGGAUCCCAGGCAACAACCUUAAAGAUGCACUAUGUAACUUUUCUAUGGAGGGUCCACCACCUGCUUGUCUCCAUAGAUAUUAUCGAUAUUAUAUGAUUAUUAUCUUUGCUUUAUCUGUAAUAUUCCACGGUAUAGCAUUAAAAUGAUCUACGUAGGAAACAGAAACAAGUGAUCCCUCCAAGUUCUGAUCUAUGGAAAGGUGAGUCUGCAAGCUAAACAAAUUCAUUUUUAAGGUAUUUUUUACAGAAAUAAAAACAACUGUAAUACUAUAGCUCCUAAAAGAUAAGUUUGGAUACAGACUUUCACCAGAAAAGUUACAUAGUGCAUCUUUAAAGCACUUUUUUUUUUUAAAAUAAUGUUUGUCAAGUUAAAGUACACAGAUUCUUUGUCAUAAGGUGGCUUUAAAAAAAUAAAAGGCUUCUGUACA